AUGACAAAGCUACCAUCAAAUGUUUUGAACAAAAUUGCUAGUUUCGCAACGGCUGAUGGCAUUGAGAGUUUGAAGAAGUACAUAAGAGCUUGCUCUGAACUGAAUAGUGCAGCGUUCUCUGUGGAGGCUCUGUUUCGUCUAAUUGUUGCAAAACACUCGUACGCUCUAUAUAUUGAAAAUGUUCGACUAGCCUUCAACGUUUCAGAGAUUGAUGUUGCACUUUACAUCCUAGAUGAUGUGAAAGAUGUAAUCCCGCACGCCAAAUUAAUGUACAUCAUGCUCUGUUUCUAUGCAGGAAGAGAAUGUUCUGACGUUUAUCUCGAGUUUCAGAGGAAAUUCAGACCGAAGCAGGCUGGUUUGAUGGAUGAUUCUCCAGAAUGUUGGGAGGAGCAUUACUGGUUAAAGGAGACAAACGGUGAGCGUUGCGCUAUGUGUCCUUACUUCUACUCGUCUAGGGACAUAUGCAUAAUAUCUUAG
This is a messenger RNA of Arabis nemorensis, 477 nucleotides long. NCBI's taxonomy places the organism in Eukaryota, Viridiplantae, Streptophyta, Magnoliopsida, Brassicales, Brassicaceae. The record is from the annotation of a GenBank genome assembly.